Rhagoletis zephyria (snowberry fruit fly) is the source of this 630-nucleotide messenger RNA. Its product is annotated as glutamate receptor 1-like. The record is from RefSeq and is a predicted model, not a curated record. Lineage: Eukaryota; Metazoa; Arthropoda; Insecta; Diptera; Tephritidae. Gene Ontology annotation, cellular component: membrane. Gene Ontology annotation, molecular function: ligand-gated monoatomic ion channel activity.
UUUCCGCAGAGAUCCCAAAUCGGCUUACAUAAUAAAAUGUGGGAGUACAUGAAUUCGCGCAAGCUUGUCUUUGUGAGCACUUACGAUGAAGGCAUACGUCGGGUGCGUACGUCAAAAGGCAAGUAUGCCCUAUUGAUGGAAUCACCAAAGAAUGAAUACGUAAAUGCCAGGGAACCAUGCGAUACGAUGAAAGUCGGCCGUAAUCUGGAUACGAAAGGGUUUGGCAUCGCAACGCCAAUCGGAUCACCGCUGAGAGAUCCGAUUAAUUUGGCUGUGCUGUCGCUGAAAGAAAAUGGUGAAUUGAUAAAAUUGCGCAAUAAAUGGUGGUAUGACAAAACGGAAUGCAAUCUCAACAAGGACAAUCAGGAGACAUCACGCAGUGAAUUGUCGUUGAGUAAUGUUGCUGGUAUAUUUUAUAUAUUGAUCGGUGGCCUCUUAGUGGCCGUCUUUGUGGCCAUCAUCGAGUUCUGCUUUCGCAGCAAAACAUCAACGCAAAAGGCGAAUGGCUCCAUGUUGAGUUCGGCGUCCGGUGGGGGCUCACAUCAGAGGAAUUCCCUAACAGAUGCCAUGCAUUCCAAAGCGAAAUUGACUAUUCAAGCGAGCAGAGAAUAUGAUAACGGACGUGUUGGG